GUGACAGGCAGAAAACAAGUCCAUUCUGAAUUCUCAAUACAAAUUUCAGACAGCAAAAGAGCUUCCAGGUUGGAGCUGCAAUGAAACUGCUUGUUUUAUUCUUAUUACUUUGCAUGGUUUCCAAAGGAAGCUGCUGCUUGCAGACCUCAAACAGCCGCUCCAUGCAUUCCCAUGAAAUUGCCAUCGCAAGGAAACUAACUGAACCCUUGAGUCUGCCAUCAAAGAAUAUCACAGAGUGGGAAUUGCAAAGUGAUCACGAGAACCGAGUACGGUACUUGCUGCGAUUCAGAGCCAGGGACCACCUCUUGCACUUGGUGAAAACACAGGAUCUGCUGACACAGACCUACAGCGAGUCGCACUAUCUUGCGAAUGGAUCCAUGGUAACGGAGCCAAGGCACCACUUAAAUCACUGCUGCUACACGGGUUUUGUUGAGGGCAUAGAAGAUUCUUCAGUGUCUCUUUGUACCUGCCGGGGUCUCAGUGGCUACAUAUCAAUCGGCGAUCAGAGAUAUGCCAUUGACCCCAUGGAAAACAGCAACCAGAAACACAAAGUGAUCCAGCUGGGGCAUGUCCGUACCAAGAGGCACAUUCUUCCUCCGUUCCCCAUGACAUCCAUGAGUCGUAACGCCAACCUCAGCGUCGAGCUCUUCCUGGUGGCUGACAGAGAAGAGUUCCUCCGAAAUGGAGGGGACCUCAGAAAGACCCAGGAACGAUUAAUUACUCUUGCUCAUCAUGUUAAUCAGAUCUAUUACAAGGAGCUAAAUAUCCAGAUAUUUCUCGUCGGCAUUGAAAUUUGGACAACAAGAAACAAGAUUAGCUCCAGCCAGGAUACCUCAAAAGCUCUGCUUAAUUUUAUGAAGUGGAGAAGCAAAGAGCUUCUGCCAAGGAUACACCAUGAUAACGCCCAACUUGUCAGUGGCAUGCCUUUUAAAGAGUCGGUGGGACAAGCCUAUCUGAAUGCCAUGUGCUCAGAAGAGAGAAGUGGAGGAGUUGUCAAGGACACAUGGGCCAGCACCCGAGAAGUGGCUAAAUAUAUCGCUCAUGAGAUAGGUCACAAUCUGGGCAUGUAUCACGAUGAACCCAGCUGUCAAUGCCCUGUCACCUCUGGGAAGUGCUUACUGGCGGAAUCAGCUGUGUGGAUGAUGAAUCCAGUAUUCAGUAACUGCAGUAUAGUGUCCCUCAAACAGUUCUUGAAUCACCAAAACAUUAGCUGUUUAAUGGACCGGCCAAAUUUCUCGAUGAAUAUCACAGUCGCAUUGUUUAAUGACAACAUUAGAAGACACUACAAAAUCAGUGCGGUGAUCUCAGUAUCGUUGUUCUUCCUCGUUAUUGCUGGACUAAUGAUGGUAAUUUUCCAGAAGCAAGGGCAAAGUAUCAAAGCUGCAAACCCUUAUCAGUCUUCCCAAAGUCUGCUUCAGCAGAACACCGUCUAAUUAUAGGGCUGCUCGUGAGGUAAAGAGAACUCCAUCACAUCUCCCUACCAAGGAUCUAUUGAAAGAUGCCCUUAUUUUCAGGAAGACAUAAUCUCUCUGGACCAGCCCCUCACUCCUAUAUGAUUGACUUCAGAAGUGAAACACGGUUGAUGUCAUUUAUGAGUGGUGCAAAGACAUGAUCUGUCUAAUCACUUUCUGUAUGUAAUGUGGAGGAUUUGUAAGCAUUACAUGAUGGGGUCCUGAUCUACGAUCACUGAUCAUUGAAACCAGCCAUCAGCAUUUGCAAAAGACAAUUUUCACCUAAAGACUUUGCUGCACUUAAGAUUCCUCAUAAGCCAAAGAAAAGGAAUCCAAAAGCAAGAAUGAUGACACCUGAAACUCACACUGAUUUUUUUGUAAAUAGUAGUGAAGAUGUUCGAGCAGAAACCCAGAAUGUAGGUCACUGAAUUGUUUGAAGGAAAACCAAGGUUGACAGCUCAAUGUUCCAGGGUCCAGAAGUUUUAGGUGCAAUAGGAGGGGGAAGUAGGAGAAAUGGGGGUAUUGCUGAAGCAAUGAGGGAGGAUGUCCUUCAAGGGUCUUCAAAUGAGGUCAUCUGGAUAGAGCUUAGAAAUAAAAAAGAGAUAAUUACCUUGCUGGGAUUAAACUACAGACUGAACAGUCAGAGGGUGAUUGAUGAGCAGAUAUGUAGUCAAAUCACAGAAACAUGUGAGAGAAACAGGGCUAUCGUUUUAGGGGAUUUUAUCUUUUGCUAAGUUGGCUGAGUGUGAAAGGAUUACACAGGGUGGAAUUUUAAAAGAGGUUUUUGUGCCAGUACAUAGGUAGUCCUACCAGGGAGAGGACAGUGCUGGAUCUAAUCAAAGAGAGUGAAUCUGGUCAAAUUUCAGUGGGUGAGUAUUUUGGGGAUAGUGACCAUAACUCAGUAAGUUUCAAAGUCGUUAUGGAGAGAGAUAAGGAUAAUGCAUAAGUUAAGAGUCUAAAUUAGGGGAAGUCCAUUUUCAGUAUUGUUAGACAGAAUAUGGACCAAAAGCAGUUAAAUGGGAUUGGUAUAGUUUGGUGUUGGUUGGCAUAGAUACAGUCGGCCGAAGAGCUUGUUCCUAUGCUAUAUUACUCUAUAACACUAUCAUUCCAGGAUUGAAAUAUUUUUGUUUGUCUCUCAGAGAAUCAAGAGAUAUGGGAAUGGGCUGGAAAGUGGAGUUGAAGCCCAAGUAUUACACAACGGAACAGGCACAAGGGCUGGGGGGAGUACAAACACUCCAAUUUCUUGUGUUUCUUUUCAUUCACUGUGAAACUCGAAUAAUCUGCAAAAGUGUGAAAGCUUAUUUAAAAAGCUAAUUAUUAUUAUUGAAGUUAAACUUUUUAUGUCUAUUUUCCAUCACACUUUGUAUACAGUGUAAGAGAUUGAAAGAGUUUUUAAAAAAAAAUACAUUCCUGGGAUGAGGGCAUUGUUGUCUAAGCCCAUCCCUAACCUUUUUAAGAGUCAACCACAUUGCUGUGGGUCUGGAGUCAUGUGAAGGCCAGACCAGGUAAGGAUGACUGUUUCCUUCCUGAAAAGGCAUUAAGGAAACAGAUGGUUUUUUUCUCAACAGUCAGCAAUGGAUUCAUGGUUGUCAUUAGAUUCUUAAUUUCAGACUUUCAUUCAAUUGAAAUUCCACCAUCUGCUGUAGUGAGAUUUGAACCUGGGUCCCCAGGGCUUCAUCUAAAUCCCUGGAUUAUUGGUCUAGUGAUCAUGCCACCACCUCCCCACUGUUGAGAGCAAUACAAGUAACACCUCCCACUGUCAUGAUGUGAGUGAUCAUCAGCUGUGGCAUUGUGAUUAAGUUGCUGGAUUAAGCAACAACUCCAUACCAGUGGUCUGAAGAACAUGGGUUCAAGUUCCACUAUGGCAACUGGUGAAACUUGAAUUCAAUACAAAGCUAGCUUAAUUGCGACCGCAGUUGAUUGUCAUAAAAAUCCAUCUGGAUCAUUCAUCCCUUUAGGGAAGGGAAUCUCUCAUCCUUAUCUG
Chiloscyllium plagiosum (whitespotted bambooshark) is the source of this 3435-nucleotide messenger RNA. Its product is annotated as disintegrin and metalloproteinase domain-containing protein 12-like. Gene Ontology annotation, biological process: proteolysis. Gene Ontology annotation, molecular function: metalloendopeptidase activity. The record is from RefSeq and is a predicted model, not a curated record. Lineage: Eukaryota; Metazoa; Chordata; Chondrichthyes; Orectolobiformes; Hemiscylliidae.